AUGGUCCCAAAUGAGAGUCAUCAGCAUAAGGGUAUUAUCCAGUUGCUUCUACACUGCAGAUGGACAUGGGUUGGGCUCCUUGCUAUGGAUGAUGACACAGGGGAACAUUUCUUGGACACCCUGGAAGAGGCGCUGCAUGAAAAUGGAAUCUGUUCUGCUUUCAGAAGAACACUUCCUAAACAAGGUCUCUUUCUUCCUCUGGAGGAACUUGGAGAUAUGGCAUCAAUUAUCUCCAAAUCCUUCAUGGAUAGACAAGCUAGAGUAUGCAUUAUUUAUGGUGAAAGCAUGACACUUCUGUGGCUGAGCUCUUUAGUGCCUCUAGCAGAUCUGGAAUACAAGGCAAACAUAUCUCUUGGAAAGGUAUGGAUUACCACUUUCCAGAUUGAUUUCACAGUGACAGGCUACAUUACACGUAAGUAUUUUAAAAUGUUCCAAGGGACUAUUUCCUUCUCUAUUCACUCCAAUAAGCAUCUAGGGUUCCAAGCAUAUCUUCAGAACAUAAAGCCUUUUAACACAGAAGGAGGUGGUUUCCUCAAAAAAUUCUGGGAGCAAGCCUUUGAGUGCUCACUUACAAAGUUGCAAGAACCAGAUGAGAUUGCUGGAAUAUGCAACGGUGAUGAGAAGUUAGAGGAUCUUCCUAGCCCCGUGUUUGAGAUGAGCAUGACUGGUCACAGUUACGGUGUGUACAAUGCAGUCUAUUCCAUAGCCCAUGCUCUACAUGCUGUGUUAUCAUCCAGAUCUACAUACAGAAAAAUAGUGCAAAGCCAAAGUCUUCAAGAUCUCCAGCCUUGGCAGGUCCACCCAGUUCUUCAACACAUUGUCUUUAACAACUCUGCUGGAGAAACAGUGUCCUUUAAUGAAAAUAAAGAACUGGUUGCUGGAUUUGAUAUUACCAAUCUGGUCAUAUUCUCCAACAACUCCUUUAUUAGAGUGAAGGUUGGAGAACUGAAUCCUCAUGCCCUUGAAGAGCAAAAAAUCACCAUCCAUGAAAAUAAAAUUAUCUGGCCAAAGUAUUAUAAUCAGAUGAUCCCUCUGUCUGUGUGUACAGAUUCCUGUGACCCAGGUUAUCAUAAGAAAAAGGAGGAUGGGAAGAAAUUCUGCUGCUAUGGCUGUGAUCAGUGCCCUGAAGGAAUGAUUUCAAGGUGGAAAGACAUGGGCAAUUGUUUCCAUUGUCCAGAAGAUCAGUAUGCAAGCAGGAGUAGAGACAAAUGUUUCCCUAAAGUAAUAACCUUCCUUUCCUACAAAGAGCCUUUAGGGAUUAUUCUCUCCUCAGGAGCCUUUUCCUUUUCUUUCACCACGGUCUUGGUGCUUGGACUAUUUAUUACACACCACAAUACUCCCAUUGUCAAAGCCAACAACCAGGAUCUCACCUACAUUCUCCUCUUCUCUCUCUUCCUCUGCUUCCUUUCUUCUUUGCUAUUCCUUGGAGAACCUAAGAAGGUGACCUGCUUUCUCCGCCAAUCUGCUUUUGGCAUCAUCUUCUCAGUAGCUAUUUCUUGUGUGUUGGCCAAAACCAUCAUGGUGGUUGUAGCUUUCAUGGCUACCAAACCAGGGUCCAACAUGAGAAGGUGGCUUGGGAGAAGACUUUCUAGCUUCACCAUUCUUUUAAGCUGCCUUAUCCAAGCAGGCAUUUGUGUUGUGUGGAUGGCAACUUCUCCCCCAUAUCCAGAUUUGGAUAUGCAGUCACUACCCAAAGAGAUCAUAGCAAACUGUAAGGAAGGUUCUAUCACCAUGUUUUCUUUUGUCCUGGGCUACAUGGGACUUCUGUCGAUCAUCAGCUUCACUGUGGCUUUCCUCGCCAGAAAGUUGCCAGACACUUUCAAUGAAGCCAAGUUUAUUACCUUUAGCAUGUUGAUGUUUUGCAGUGUUUGGUUGACUUUUGUUCCAACCUAUCUGAGCACUAAGGGAAAAUAUAUGGUAGCUGUGGAGAUCUUCUCUAUCCUAGUCUCCAGUGCUGGGCUACUUGGCUGCAUCUUUUUCCCAAAAUGCUACAUAAUUAUACUACGUCCUGAGUUGAACACCAAGGAACAGCUGAUAAAGAGGAAGAAGUUCUGA
Messenger RNA from Candoia aspera, 2055 nucleotides. RefSeq names its product vomeronasal type-2 receptor 26-like. The transcript has 4 exons. Lineage: Eukaryota; Metazoa; Chordata; Lepidosauria; Squamata; Candoiidae. Gene Ontology annotation, cellular component: plasma membrane. Gene Ontology annotation, molecular function: G protein-coupled receptor activity. The record is from RefSeq and is a predicted model, not a curated record. Gene Ontology annotation, biological process: G protein-coupled receptor signaling pathway. The coding region runs from base 1 to 2055 and encodes 684 amino acids.